This is a messenger RNA of Colletotrichum fioriniae, 1047 nucleotides long. RefSeq lists its product as uncharacterized. Lineage: Eukaryota; Fungi; Ascomycota; Sordariomycetes; Glomerellales; Glomerellaceae. Gene Ontology annotation, cellular component: nucleus. The record is from RefSeq and is a predicted model, not a curated record. Gene Ontology annotation, molecular function: DNA binding.
AUGGGCAAGAAGAAGCGUGGACACCCUGACGUCGAGGACGUCCUCUCCCGACCAUGGUGCUAUUACUGCGAGCGUGAUUUUGAAGAUCUGAAGCUUCUCAUCUCUCAUCAGAAAGCCAAGCACUUCAAGUGCGACAGAUGCGGUCGCCGACUCAAUACCGCUGGAGGUCUCUCCGUCCAUCUGAACCAAGUUCACAAGGAAACUCUCACCCAAGUCGAGAAUGCGCUACCGAACCGGCAAGGCCUCGAUGUGGAGAUCUUCGGCAUGGAGGGUAUUCCCCAGGAUAUUCUAGACCAGCACAGGAACCGCAUUAUUCAGAACUUCUACCAGGCCCAAGAGGACCGUAGGAUUGCCACUGGUAAUCCUUUACCUGGCCAGUCGAAACAGCCGAGAAAGAAACUCAAAGUCGAAACUCCCGAAGAGUUGAAGGCCCGCCUUGCCGAGCAUCGCGCACGACUGGCCGCCGGCCACCCUCCUGCUACCAGCGGCAGCCCUGCCAACGGCGCUCCUGCAAGCGCAAGCCCAGGUGCAUUCAACAACUCUCCGUACCCACCGCCUCAAGCGCCUUACGGUGCUUCUCCCGAUCAAAACUACCCGCCUGGUGCUGCCCCUGGCGCUCCGGCUUACCCUCAACAGGGUUAUCCGCAAGGCAACUUUGGUGGUUUCUCUGCAUCAUCUCUUCCCGCGAGACCGACGAGUGGCCUCCAAGCGAUGCCCGGCCUACCUCAACGGCCCCCCCAACAUGGCGGCCAGUUCUGGAAUGGUUCUGGCGCACCGCCGCCUGGGUUCCCAGGAGCAUCCACUGUCGAUGAGCUGGUUUCUGGAGCGGCACAGCACGGAGACGAAAUCGACGAGCUCAUUCGCAGAGCCGAGUCCGGUAUCAAGCCGGCCAAGAAGCCCGAAGAUGAAGCCGGUGACGAGGCCGCAGGCGACAAGAAGUCGAAGAAGGAUAAGAACGGCAGAAUGUUCUAUGCAGACACAGAGGUCAGCCCUGAGGAGCGCAUGGCGCAAAUACCGAGAUACGCCUACGUACCCCCAGCAUCGUAG